Molecule: messenger RNA, 408 nt
Organism: Spinacia oleracea (spinach)
Lineage: Eukaryota; Viridiplantae; Streptophyta; Magnoliopsida; Caryophyllales; Amaranthaceae
Product: protein BONZAI 3-like
Exons: 6
Coding region: 6-338 (110 amino acids)
Biological process (GO): cellular response to calcium ion
Cellular component (GO): plasma membrane
Molecular function (GO): calcium-dependent phospholipid binding
Source: RefSeq, a predicted model, not a curated record
AUGUCAUGUCAAAGAGUGAUCCGAUGGCUGUAGUUUACAUGAAGAAGCGAAAUGGGACUCUUGAGGAAAUUGGUCGUACAGAGGUUAUCUUAAACGAUUUGAACCCUGUCUGGAUUGGGAAAAUAUCUGUUGCUUACCAUUUUGAGACUGUUCAGUCACUGGUAUUUCAUGUAUUCGAUGUUGAUACCACACAUCACAAUGUACCAGUGAAGACAAUCAAGUUAUCGGAUCAGGAUUUUCUUGGAGAAGCUAGCUGUGUGUUAUCAGAGCAAACUUCAAACAUCAGUUUCAGCCUUAGAAAAUAUGCACAGAGACAAGACUGGCAUCAGCUUUGUUAAGCAACACCAUGGUCGUGAAAAGCUUCAAAUGGAAAUCCUAGAAGUCCAGAAUCUUUGCACUAUAUUGACC